GUAAUUAGCCAGGAGGUAAAAAAAGAAAAUCCACUGCAAUUUAAGUUCCGCGCAAAGUUCUACCCAGAGGAUGUGGCGGAAGAGCUGAUUCAAGACAUCACUCUGCGUCUUUUCUACCUACAGGUAAAAAGUGCCAUUUUAAACGAUGAAAUAUAUUGUCCACCCGAGACGUCGGUUCUCUUAGCCUCAUACGCCGUGCAGGCACGCUAUGGUGACUAUCUAAAAAGUAAUCAUGGACCAGGUUUCCUAGCAAAUGACCGACUGCUUCCCCAGCGCGUCAUGGAUCAGCACAAAAUGAGUAAGGAAGAAUGGGAAACAUCUAUCACAAACUGGUGGCAAGAGCACAAGGAAAUGCCUCGUGAAGAUGCUAUGAUGGAAUACCUAAAGAUUGCUCAGGAUCUGGAAAUGUACGGAGUCAAUUACUUUGAAAUUCGUAAUAAAAAAGGUACUGAACUGUGGCUAGGUGUUGAUGCUCUUGGCCUGAAUAUAUAUGAGAAGGACGACAAGCUCACACCAAAAAUUGGUUUUCCAUGGUCUGAAAUCCGCAAUAUUUCUUUUAAUGAGAAAAAAUUUAUCAUCAAACCAAUUGACAAAAAAGCACCAGAUUUUGUUUUUUUUGCCUCUCGAGUUAAAAUUAACAAACGCAUUCUCGCGCUUUGUAUGGGAAACCACGAACUAUACAUGCGGAGACGCAAACCUGAUACCAUUGACGUUCAACAAAUGAAAGCCCAGGCAAAGGAAGAAAAAUUGGCUCGUGAAAAAGCACGCGAAAAACUACAGAUGGAAAUAGCAGCUCGGGAACGAGCUGAAAAAAAGCAACAGGAAUACGAAGAACGCCUUCGUAGCAUGGCUGAAGAAAUGGAGAGGAGACAAGCAAAAUUGGACGAAGCUCAAGAAAUGAUUCGUCGCUUAGAAGAACAGCUUAAACAGUUACAGGCUGCUAAAGAAGAACUUGAGGAUCAGCAAAAAGAAUUGACGGCGAUGAUGGAGAAACUCGAGCGUUCUCACGAAAUGGAGGCUGCUGAGAGGGCCAAACUCGAGGCUGAAAUAAGCAGUAAGCAGGAAGAAGUUCAACGCAUCCAGUUUGAAGUUGAAGCUAAAGAUGCUGAAGCUAAAAGAUUGCAGCAAGAAGUUGAAGCUGCCAGACUUCGACAAGAGGAGGCUGAUAGGCAGUACCAAGCCAACACAACACCAUAUCAUCACCAUGUUGAAGAAAAUGAGGAAGAUGGUGAAGAUGGAGAGGAUGAAAUGCUUCAUAGAGAUGUAACUAAGGAACUUGCCACUGAUGAAUCCAUCAUUGACCCUAUUGAGGAAAGACGAACGUUAGCUGAAAGGAAUGAACGUCUUCACGAUCAACUUAAGUUUAAGCUCAUAGAACUGUUAACAAACGUGAUAAAACAUACAGAAAAAUACAAGAGAUUAAAUAUUGACUACGAGCACAUCUCAGGUGAUGCCGCCAAUGCCGGAGCUCAGUACCAAUUUUGCCAGCAUAGAAGCAUUGGAUCUUAUGGGAACGCUCGCCAAAAUAUGUCAAAAACCAAUCAAUCUUAUUCCGAUACCAUUGAAAGAAUACAAUUAGUACCUAAAAUAAGAAAAAAUAAACCUAGAGAUAUAAUAUUAAAAGUACCUCAGGGUUUGGAAGGCGGACAGGGUGAAUUAAAUGCACCUACAAUAGCGGAAAAAUUGAAAGCGAGACGAAGAAAAGAAACAUCAAGAGCUCAAAUACAAGACUCGUCAUCCGAACCCGACACCGCUUCUACUUCACAGUUUAGUGACCCACAAUCCAACGCGCCAAUACCAUUAGAAGAACGAUUAUUUCUGCUAAACUCAAUAAAUGCACUUGAAGAAGAGACCUCUCAGAACAUAAUGGAAAACUCAAGUUUUUUACCAAGACGAACUAAUAUUCUAAUCAAACCCAGUACAUCCCAAGCCAAUGACGUUAAUCAAAAAUCUUUAACAUUUCAACAAGAUGAAGACUCUACUUCUUCUGAUAGAGAAACUUUAAAUUUAAGGUAUGAUGAAUUAACAGUAUAUUCCAUGGUUGUGUUCCUACUACUUGGAAAAAAGUUCUAUGGCUAG
Copidosoma floridanum is the source of this 2079-nucleotide messenger RNA. RefSeq names its product moesin (gene Moe). The record is from RefSeq and is a predicted model, not a curated record. Gene Ontology annotation, molecular function: actin binding. Gene Ontology annotation, cellular component: cytoskeleton. NCBI's taxonomy places the organism in Eukaryota, Metazoa, Arthropoda, Insecta, Hymenoptera, Encyrtidae.